Molecule: messenger RNA, 1527 nt
Organism: Aphanomyces astaci
Lineage: Eukaryota; Oomycota; Saprolegniomycetes; Saprolegniales; Verrucalvaceae
Exons: 5
Coding region: 1-1527 (508 amino acids)
Source: RefSeq, a predicted model, not a curated record
AUGCAAAUUGCCUUCGCCGUUGCUGGUUUGGUCGCGUCCGCUGCGUAUACCACCUCCCACGUGCACCCUCGUCAUGCUGCUGUGGCUUCCACUUUCUGCACCAAUGUGAGCGUCGUGGACGAUGCCACGGGCGACGUCGCCGUCGUGCACUGCCUCCACAUCCUGUUGAGUUUUGUGCGCGCGACUUCCAAGUGCGUCGAAUGGGACAUGCGAAAGGAUCCUGAUGCCGUGUCUGAGGACGAAUAUAUUGUGUGGUUCAAGCAAGGGUACGACGUCAAUCCCCAGGCCCUGGAUACCCUAAAGAAGCGGGUCCAAUCUGCUGUUGUUUUUCAUAUAUUGGUCCCGGACGCGGAUUCCCGGAUCGGACGUAUGCUGGAUGGUUUGGCUGUGGCUAUUCGUCGGGACCGCCAAGAGUCGGUGAUUCGAGAAGUGAGCCAGACGAUUGUGAAGAUCAUCACGGACGCCGUCGUGCCUGCGUCGCUACACCGUGCCAUUACCGAGCAGAUGGCGUUGACGCGAAACACGCCUUUGAAGAAGGAUGUGUACCGGUUUGUGCGCUGGUUGCGGCAAUAUGCGAUCCCACACGAGCGUUUUGUGGGUUACGAUGAAGAGUUGGAGCCGCCUCAGAAGCCGGACCUACUGAAGCCGCCCGGGUCGAAGGACUUGGGAGUACGCAGGAUCCCGAGGGGAGACGCGAAGCCCCUGGCACCUGCUCCGAACGCAUCAGCUAUUGAGGCCAAGCAACUGCUAAGAGCACACAGAAGUACGUUCAAACGUGGUCGAAGCAGCGAGAAAGGAGCCUCGGGAGCACCUGGUGGCCGCGUGGCGACAGUGAAGACCGAUGUCCCAGACGGGAAACGGCUUGAGCUCCCGGCUAUUGUGGACGGUGUCCUUCCUGUGCAGGCAUCACUACUGGACUCAGGAGCUGAUUUGUCGGUGACCACAGGAGGCCUGGUUUCUGCACUGUUAACUGCAGGAGCAUCCCCGGAGAUUACGGUCAUGGUCCGAUGGAACUCCGACCCACCCGUUGAGCUUACGCUGGGCUACAAUCAGCAGACGUUGCUGGAGAAUGCACGUCGGCAGGAAGCCGUAUGGGAUUUCGAGGUGUCAGACGGUAUGGACGACGACGAAGGGAUGGCGUGUGCAACGCCAGAACUUGGAAAUACGCCUGACCACGAUGGUCCGGUGCGUAUUGUUCUGGAGUCCAAGGUGGCUGAGGCGGCUACCGCGGGCAUGCCAACAGCAGCUGUCGAGCAGCUCCAGGACCUGUUGAUGGAGUUUCGGGAGGUGUUCCGGCUGAAGUUCGGAAGAGACCCACCGGUGAAAGUGGAAUCGUUGAAGGUGCGCCUCGAGGAAGGGGCUAUGCCGGUGAAGUCGGGACUGCGGCGCUACCCUCUCCCCCAUAUGGCGUUCCUGGAAAAGCAUGUCCGGGAGCUGGACAAAGCGGUUCUGGUGUACCGCAACACUAGAUCGCGCUGGGUCUCGGCUCCGAGGAUUGUCCCGAAGAAGAUUCGGGAGACCUCAUGA